CACAGCCUUCCCUUACCUUCACUUCACUGUUGUCAUACUGAGUGAGACUCAAGGCGCUCAGCUGGAAUACCUUACCACAAACCUUUCACCAUAGGAUUUACCUGACUCUCAGACAUCAAACUUCUCUCCUUUUGCUUAUGUUUUAAGUGUGGGAGCACCUGUAAGUAGAGAUGUUUAUUUUUCAAAUCAUUAAUAUUUGUUUGAUGUAUGAAAGAUACUAUUAUAUUAUAAUUACAUUAUUAAAGACUUGGAUACUCUUUAAGAGUCACUCAGUCUAAAUCUCCAUGCUGUGUUUGCUGAGUAUGAGCACAGAACAGUUUUUUCUUGUUGGUUUAAUGAUGAAGAGCAACUAAAUGUUUUCUUUGUUGUGGUUUCAUUCAUAAAGUUUCAUUCAUUCAUUCAUAAAUUAAUGAAUUCAGAAUUCAUUCUUAAAGUUUCAUUCAUUCGUAUUUCAUAAAAUCCACCCCAGUUAUUACAUUGUAGGACUACUGUAUGUGAAAUCUUGAAAAGAAAACUUACAUUUUCUCAUAGUAAUCUAGUUAUUUUCUUCAGUGCACUCAGACAUGACAAGGUAAUUGGUUAAAGGGGCUAUCUGGGAUUUGAAAAGCAACAAAUCAGCUAUAUAAACUACAAUGGCUAUAUAUAAUGUAUUUACAAGUCUAAAAUAGUAUCUACCAAUUCCAGAUGGCCUCUUAAAAAGUGCUGUGUGUAUACAGUUAUUUUGAUCCCUACUUGUCGUAACCUUUUUGGGGUACAAAAUGUUUUAUAAAGAAAAGUUCCUAUCACAGGAGGAUGUUGUACACAGAGCUGCUGCGGUUGUGGGAUGAAGCGGUGAAGGCAGUGGAUGCCAGAGACUGGCAGGGAGCCCUGUCUAAACUGAACCAGAUCACUGAACCUACCUCCCGUACUCUAUUUCUGACUGCCUCUGCUCACCUUGCCCUGGGGCAGCUGGAGGCUGCCAUCCAGGUAAGUCUGGAGGACUGCUGUCAAGAGUGAUUGAUCGAUCUCUGAAAGGAUUUCUUUGUGUGUGAGUGCGUCUAAUAUUUAUCUGUCGCCCUGUGAUGCCGUCACCCUGUGAAGGCUUUAGACCAGACCAUAGCCAAGGAUGCACGACUUGCAGUUGGCUUUUUCCAAAGAGCUGGAACACUCAUAAUGGCUAGCAGGUAAAGAGAUCACUGUACAACAUUUAGGUUCCUCUUCUGUCAACUGAUGUUGUUCUCUCUUUUAUUAAAGUAAACAACAGGAUGUACAGGUCAAUGUGUAUGUCCCGUGUAGCUCAGUUGGUAGAGCAUGGAGUUGUGGGUUCGAUUCCCACGGGGGGCCAGUAUGAAAAUGUAUGCACUCAUUAACUGUAGGUCGCUCUGGAUAAGAGUGUCUGCAAAAUGUAAAUGUAUGUACAGCGUUUAGAUGUCAAUUAACCUAUGAAGGCAAACGGCUGUCUAUUCAUGCUAUAGAUUACAAAAGACAGACAUCAUAUCUUCCAUCCCACUCUCUUUGUCCGUGUGUCCGUGUGUCCGUGUGUCCGUGUGUCCGUGUGUCCGUGUGUCCGUGUAGGCUGGAGGAGGCUCUGAAUGACUGUAUCUCAGCUCAGAAACACAUGAGAGGGAACACGGUCAUUGACUACAAACAGCUGGGGCUACGCUACAAGCUCUACAGCUGGCAGGUACAACAGACUUACACCACAGUGUUAUAGAUGUAGACUUACACCACGGUGUUAUAGAUGUAGACUUACACCACAGUGUUAUAGAUGUAGACCUACACCACGGUGUUAUAGAUGUAGACUUACACCACGGUGUUAUAGAUGUAGACUUACACCACGGUGUUAUAGAUGUAGACUUACACCACGGUGUUAUAGAUGUAGACUUACACCACAGUGUUAUAGAUGUAGACUUACACCACGGUGUUAUAGAUGUAGACUUACACCACUGUGUUAUAGAUGUAGACUUACACCACAGUGUUAUAGAUGUAGACUUACACCACGGUGUUAUAGAUGUAGACUUACACCACUGUGUUAUAGAUGUAGACUUACACCACGGUGUUAUAGAUGUAGACUUACACCACGGUGUUAUAGAUGUAGACUUACACCACGGUGUUAUAGAUGUAGACUUACACCACGGUGUUGUAGAUGUAGACUUACACCACGGUGUUAUAGAUGUAGACUUACACCACGGUGUUAUAGAUGUAGACUUACAUCACAGUGUUAUAGAUGUAGACUUACACCACGGUGUUAUAGAUGUAGACUUACACCACGGUGUUAUAGAUGUAGACUUACACCACAGUGUUAUAGAUGUAGACUUACACCACAGUGUUAUAGAUGUAGAUUUACACCACAGUGUUAUAGAUGUAGACUUACACCACUGUGUUAUAGAUGUAGACUUACACCACAGUGUUAUAGAUGUAGACUUACACCAUAGUGUUAUAGAUGUAGACUUACACCACAGUGUUAUAGAUGUAGACUUACACCAUAGUGUUAUAGAUGUAGACUUACACCACGGUGUUAUAGAUGUAGACUUACACCACAGUGUUAUAGAUGUAGACUUACACCACGGUGUUAUAGAUGUAGACUUACACCACAGUGUUAUAGAUGUAGACUUACACCAUAGUGUUAUUGAUGUAGACUUACACCACGGUGUUAUAGAUGUAGACUUACACCACGGUGUUAUAGAUGUAGACUUACACCACGGUGUUAUAGAUGUAGACUUACACCACAGUGUUAUAGAUGUAGACUUACACCACAGUGUUAUAGAUGUAGACUUACACCAUGGUGUUAUAGAUGUAGACUUACACCACAGUGUUAUAGAUGUAGACUUACACCAUAGUGUUAUAGAUGUAGACUUACACCACGGUGUUAUAGAUGUAGACUUACACCACGGUGUUAUAGAUGUAGACUUACACCACAGUGUUAUAGAUGUAGACUUACACCACUGUGUUAUAGAUGUAGACUUACACCACGGUGUUAUAGAUGUAGACUUACACCACGGUGUUAUAGAUGUAGACUUACACCACAGUGUUAUAGAUGUAGACUUACACCACGGUGUUAUAGAUGUAGACUUACACCACAGUGUUAUAGAUGUAGACUUACACCACGGUGUUAUAGAUGUAGACUUACACCACGGUGUUAUAGAUGUAGACUUACACCACAGUGUUAUAGAUGUAGACUUACACCACGGUGUUAUAGAUGUAGACUUACACCACGGUGUUAUAGAUGUAGACUUACACCACGGUGUUAUAGAUGUAGACUUACACCACGGUGUUAUAGAUGUAGACUUACACCACUGUGUUAUAGAUGUAGACUUACACCACGGUGUUAUAGAUGUAGACUUACACCACGGUGUUAUAGAUGUAGACUUACACCACGGUGUUAUAGAUGUAGACUUACACCACGGUGUUAUAGAUGUAGACUUACACCACAGUGUUAUAGAUGUAGACUUACACCACGGUGUUAUAGAUGUAGACUUACACCACAGUGUUAUAGAUGUAGACUUACACCACGGUGUUAUAGAUGUAGACUUACACCACAGUGUUAUAGAUGUAGACUUACACCACAGUGUUAUAGAUGUAGACUUACACCACAGUGUUAUAGAUGUAGACUUACACCACAGUGUUAUAGAUGUAGACUUACACCACGGUGUUAUAGAUGUAGACUUACACCACGGUGUUAUAGAUGUAGACUUACACCAUAGUGUUGUAGAUGUACUUGUACCUUACAGGUGUUAUAGAUGAACUUGUACCUUACAGGUGUUAUAGAUGUACUUGUACCUUACAGGUGUACACCAUGUACCAGUAGUGGAGUACAGUACGAUCAAACAAGAUUCAAAAUGUAUGUGACAAUCCAAAUAUACGGUCUAUAGCCCAGUGCUCCAAAUGGUGAAAGAUAUCUGAAUUAAAGAUGCACUCCAGCUAUUUUUUAAAAACUUUUCCUAAACAAUAUCCCAAGUAUAAAUACAGUAAUGUUCACACCCUUAAGGGUAAAACAAGUAAUUUGAGCAAAAUAGUGUUUUUAGACCCAACUGCAAUCUUCAAGGAGUUGGUCUGAUGGUCAGAUGUCGUCGGCCUCCCCCCAUGCUUGCGGGAACAAUAGAGGAGCAAUAGAGGAGAGGCCACCCCCUCUGCUAUGUCAUGAAAUACCUCGACCACCUAUUGAGAUUAACCUUUUGUUAGAUAAAUCAGGUGAGAAAGGAGACUGGAGUGCAUCUUUAAGGAUGCAUCACAAAUGGCACCAUAUUCUCUUUAAAGGGCACUCAUUUUGGCUAUGGGACCUGGUAUAACAGAGCUCUGGUCAAAAGAAAUGCACUAUAUAGGGAAUAGGGUGCCAUUUGGGAUGCACUUGAGAAAUUAAAGACUGAGAAUAUCCCCAGGUAUUUCAACACUUCCAUUGUGCGGGCCAAAAGCCAGAUACCCCACCUUUUAGGGACCUUUGACAAAGCCUCAUUGAAUGAAGGGAAACAAGUUUAGGAGAUUUACUUCGUAGUGAAGAUAAGACAUAUUCCACAUUUAUAGCCCAGGUCAUAUACACCUGUGGCUGUGUUUGCCUCAAACUGGGCUAACCACUAUGUGUCUGUCUGUCUGGACAUUACAAUUUUUUCCUAAAUCUAUCAGCUAGAACAAAUAUGGUUGUUGCAUUUGUUUUAUUAAUCAUAUUUGUGAGACCUUUAUAGAUUAAAGUUCAAUGACUUCUUUUAUUGGCUGUAUUUCUGUUCAGAGAUGAAAACGCCAAUGUUUUCAAUUGCAGCAACAUUAAGCUAGGCUCUGUCAUGGGCAGUUGUUGAGUAUUACUUUUCUUUGUGAUCAUAUCUGGCCUUAAUAUGUGGCCCAUAUCUGGCCUCUUAUAAUCUCCACCCGGCACAGCCAGAAAAGGACUGGCCACCCCUCAGAGCCUGGUUCCUCUCUAGGUUUCUUCCUAGGUUCCUGCCUUUCUAGGGAGUUUUUCCUAGCCACCGUGCUUCUACAUCUGCAGUGCUUGCUCUUUGGGGUUUUAGGCUGGGUUUCUGUAAAGUACUUUGUGACAUCUGCUGAUGUAAAAAAGGGCUUUCUAAAUAAAUGUGAUUUGAUCUGGAGAGUGUUAUUAGUAGACCGUCCCAUCGGGCUCUGGUCAAAAGUAGUGCACUACAUAGGGAAUGGGGUGCACUAUAUAAGGAAUAGGGUGCCAUUUGUGACAGACACUAUGUUUCUCUGUGGUUGUCCAGGUCUUGUAUAACGCAGCAGCUGUCCACUCCAGAUUGAACCAGUUGGAUAAAGCCAGAGAUAUCCUACUCUCAGCCUCCCAGGAGAAAGGAGGAGGGAACGUGGAAGUGGCUUUAGACAGUAUCUCUGUAAGUACACUACCGGAAAACAUUGUUCACUAGAAUAACAGACAUUGGAUUCUCCCCUCUCCACAUAGGGCCUGAGUUUUUUUCUUACUGAUCAAGUCACAUGGUAUGAAAAAAACUCCUGUCUUGGCUGCAGUUCUCUCUUUCCUGAAUUACCCUCUCUUUCUCUCUCUUUCUCUCUGUGUGUGUGCCUUCACCCCCAGAGGGGAGAGGUGCUGCCUGUCCUCCUGGUGCCAGAGGGAGAGGUGUUCCGGCCCAGGAAACAGGACGUAGAACAGCUGGAACAGAGAGACUUCCUGGGCAAACCAAAGGUAAAGUAGCACCACACCACACUGAUGUACACAGGCACAGUAACAUAGAGUACAUCCCAAAUGGCACCCGAUUCCUUAUAUAGUGUACUACUUUUGAUCAGGGCCUAUUGGGAUCUGGUCAAAAGUAGUGCACUAUAUAGGGAAUAGGGUGCCAUUUGGGACACAUUUAUAGUGACUUAUCUCUGUGUGUGUGUGUGUGUGUGUGUGUGUGUGUGUGUGUGUGUGUGUGUGUGUGUGUGUGUGUGUGUGUGUGUGUGUGUGUGUGUCAAUCGAAUCAGAUUGAAUCACAGAUUGGUAUUUUCCUGUGCUUUCAGGUCAUCUCCUCUAUGAUUCCCAAUGAUGACUUUGGUGGAUUUGAACCUCUCAGGAUCCAGGUAAGACCACUGUUAACAUAGCAUUGGAAGUACACCUUGUAUGAGUCCCAAAUAACACCCUAUUCCCUAUAUAGUGCACUGCUUUUGACCAGAGUCCUUAUGCCAUUCUGCCAUCUGGGACACAGCCUAUGCCCUCUGCCUCUCUCUCUGACUGUGACUCUGUCCUCCGAACAGAAACCUGGAUACUACGAGCCCAAGGUGGAUAGAGUGGAGUAAGUAAUAUUAUUCACACUGACAUUCAAUUAUGUUCCAAAAACCCUGUAAUUAUUCUGUCAUGGUCAUGGACACCAGAAGAAAAUAAGCUCAGAACUGAUAUUUGAAUCCAAAAAAAGAUGUUCAUUGUUAAUAUGGUGGUAUGAGUAACAUAUUUUUAAGACAAAGGGCUCUGACCGAAACGUUGAUAAUAAAUGUACAGGUGUCAAAUUAUGUGUGUUUAUCUUUCUACAGUGUUGAUUGGGAGAUAAGCAUGCUAGUGUGCAUGUUAACCCUUCACUUCUAAUGCUGUCUUUGCCUCCCCAUAGGGAUUCUCGCUACAUGCGUCUGCGUACCCCCUACAUGUCCAAAGCUCCUGGGCAGCUGACAGUGCCUGGGGGAGCCAUGGUGUUUCUCUUCAGUGAUGUGGACAGAGAUGGACUGGCCACAGUCAUACAUGAUGGACAGGUGAGAGACACCUGUAAAGAGUGGGUUAACUCCCUGCACCUGUAAAGAGUGGGUGAACUCCCUGCACCUGUAAAGAGUGGGUUACUCCCUGCACCUGUAAAGAGUGGGUUAACUCCCUGCACCUGUAAAGAGUGGGUUAACUCCCUACACCUGUAAAGAGUGUGUUAACUCCCUACACCUGUAAAGAGUGGGUUAACUCCCUACACCUGUAAAGAGUGGGUUAACUCCCUGCACCUGUAAAGAGUGUGUUAACUCCCUGCACCUGUAAAGAGUGGGUUAACUCCCUGCACCUGUAAAGAGUGUGUUAACUCCCUGCACCUGUAAAGAGUGGGUUAACUCCCUACACCUGUAAAGAGUGUGUUAACUCCCUACACCUGUAAAGAGUGGGUUAACUCCCUACACCUGUAAAGAGUGGGUUAACUCCCUGCACCUGUAAAGAGUGUGUUAACUCCCUGCACCUGUAAAGAGUGGGUUAACUCCCUACACCUGUAAAUAAUGUGUGUUGUCUGGGAGGGUUGAGAAUUGAGCAGAAGACACAUUUAUGUUGUUCGCUGUAAUGUAUGAACAAUAAAGUUGUAUUGUACAAUAGUAACUGGCUAGGAUGUUCUAUUAUGAAUUACAAAGCACAUAAGACUAAUGCAAUACUUCCACAUUCCACAAGAGGCGCUGCUGUCCCAUAGCUGUCUCCCGUUUCCUAACACAACAACACCUCCUUUUAUUGUGGCCUGCCUUCUUUCUGUAUGAUUGUAUAUCUAUUCAAUUUAUGAUUAUCACUCAUCUUUCCUUUUGUUUCUCUUUCGUCGUUUAGAAAGGACUUGUCCCCAUGACCCUGCUGGACCCAGUGGAUGUCAAGAAGUCCAAAGGCAGAAAAAUGAAUAAAGUAAGGCUUUCUAUCUUCAUCUUAGAGUUUCUUAUUUCAUCGCAUUUGAUGGUUGACUAAGACGAUGUAGCUAUUUCCAUAAUGGUGAACAGAAUGUGACAAUCCUGUUUUAGAGCAGCUUCAAGUUUUGAAUCUCAACUGGGUUGUUCUCUCAACGUUCAGUUAUAGAGUAAUGCUGAACAGAGCUGUAUGCUGACUCUCCUCCUCUACCCACAGUGGAAAAAGUGGUGUCAGGAAAAAAAGUUGUAGGUCUAUUAAUGUGUACCAAAGUCACACCUGCUUAACACUUGUAGAUGUGCAGGACAGACAGGGUUGUUGAAAACCCUUGGAUUUGAACGAAAAGGGAAUGAGGUGUCACAAGAGGAAUAGCAAUUAUGAGCCCAGCCUGUCUGGAUGUUUCACUGCUUUAAUGGUAGGCACAGAGAGCGGUGUGUUACCUUGACUACUCUGGCUGUGUCCUCCACAGAGUAUUCCCAGUGGGAUCCCCCUCCCACCGGGCCUCAAGCCGCCCACUCGCCCACAGAGCCAGCUCAGCCACGAAGAACGUCCGCAGGGUAGGCUCACCUUGUUUAACCCCACUGGCAGAGCACAAGACCAAUGGGAUGGAGCCAGGCCAUGCCAGCAUCCAUCUUAACCUUUAAAGCACCUUUAUGUUGUUAAUUUAACAAUAAUAAUAAUAAUUAUUAUUUAUUUAACUAUUAUAGUAUUUUUAAUUACACAAAGAAUCUCAAAGUGCUUUAAAUCAUAUUGUAACAGUCGUCAUUCUGCCAGCCCCAUUAACUAUUAAUGUGUACAUUUUACAGUCAUGAAAACCUCUUCACUGAUUAUUGUCUGUGUUCAGCCUUUUUAAUCGUGUGCUGUAUCUCAUCUGCAGAGAGCCCAGAUAGAGAGGCAUCUCCAUCCUUCUAUGCCUCUGCCACCCACCUACCAACCACCUCCACCCCGCCACCCAGUUACCCAUCCACAGUGGACAGGCCCACUGAGCUGGUGAGUAAAGGGUCUGACUUAAUCAGUGUUUUUAUCUGAGUGUGUAACUCUUGAUCUCUGUCGGAAAUAACACAUGUAAAGGUCAAAUUAAUAUUAUGAUAAUGCUAUUUAUUUCUCUGAAGUUAUUAGGUUCAAACAAUUAGUAAAUCUGUCCUCCAGUUGGUUGAAGAAGAAUGUGUGUCAGCCACAGGAGGUUGGUAGCACCUUAAUUGGGGAGGACAGGCUAGUGGUAAUGGCUGGAGCAGAAUAGGUGGAAUGGUAUCAAAUACAUCAAACACAUGGUUUCUAUGUGUUUGAUGCCAUUCCAAUCGCUCCGUUCCAGCCAUUAUUAUGAACCGUCCUCCCCUCAGCAGCCUCCACUGGUGUCAGCCUGACUCGAAGAAGGAUCAUUUGACAUAAUCCACUAAAUACAGUAUGUUGUGCUGUACUUCUAGCUGCAUGGGUUUACAUACUGUACACUAUGCAGAUAGGGUUGUGGAUAACUUCUAAUUCAUUUUAUGACUCAUCAUUUUCAAGUGUCUGGUGUAAUGGAAUACUGAUGAUUUGGCCUGAUUAAGUCAAUGCAAAGCCCAGGGGAGGGAGAGGUAGUCAGUUGUCAGGUAAAAAUAUGUUCUGGACUAUUUAAGACUAGCUUUUGCGCCUCAGCAUGUCAGAGUGACCUGAAUGAUUUUCAUAAGAAGAAAUGACCUCUUAGAAUACUCUGAUGGCCGUGCCAAAACGUAUUGGACAGGAGGUUACGUACUUUCUACUUUUACAUACAAUUCCUGACAGACUGGCUGGCUGGGGAAAAGCGAGAGGUUUCAGUGAGAGUGGUGUAGAGAGUUUUCUCUAUUUCCAUUGAGUCAACACUGCCAAUACCAGUUAUACAACUGAUGUUAGGAGACCUGAGUGCAUCCAUUCUUCAGAACAUUCCAGUGUAUAUUAUGCAAUCAUGAAAGUAUUUGAAAGAUUCCUCCAUAGUUAACACAAUGGAAAGGCGCCCCGUGUAGCUCUGUUGGUAGAGCAUGGCGCUUGCAACGCCAGGGUUAUGGGUUCGAUUCCCACGGGGGGCCAGUAUGAAAUUUUUUAAAAAUAAUAAUGUAUGCACUCAAUAACUGUAUGUUGCUCUGGAUAAGAGCGUCUACUAAAAUGAAAGGACAGAUACUUUAUUAUCUAUUCCCUAUUAAGUGCACUACUUUAUGGGCUACGCUAUGUGCUCUGGUCAAAAGUAGUGCACUAUAGAGGGAAUAGGGUGCCAUUUAGGACAAAGACCUUUGGUACAAUGUAUGUAGCACAGACCCAUUUUGAACUGAAAUUCCUCAAUGGAAUGUGUGGCUAAUUGCUGAGUGAAAGCUAACCUGUUCCUCUGCUCUCUCUGUGUCAGACUGAGGACCCCCUGGCCAACCGUACCAUUCUCUACCAGAUGGUGGCACUGUAUGACUAUGCAGCUGAGGGCCCAGAGGACUUGGAGUUCAGUGAAGGAGACACUAUUGACAUUCUCAGUGAAGGUAAUGGAACAGGAAAAAUUAUGGAACAGGAAAAAUUAUGAAGUCUUGUGUGUUUUAAGUGCACAGUCAUAACCUUAUUUUAAGUGAACAGUAAGUACGUAACCUCCUGUCCUGAAUAAUGCCCCCCCCCCCCCCUCCCCUCUCUCCCCCCUUUCUGUCUGCCAGUCAAUAAAGAGUGGCUGGAGGGUCACUGUGCUGGAAGCAUUGGCAUCUUCCCCAGCCUGUUUGCCUACCGGGAAGGAGAGACCCCCUCAACCAUCAAUCGGAUGACCUUGUUGCAAUCAAACAAAUCACAAGAGCAUUUAUAAGGAAUAGGCUCAACUCUUGCUCACAGCUAACAACUUCACACUUUAUUUAUCUAAUUUGAGUUAAAAUGAUGAUGGCCUUCAUCAGAAUCAGUACUGAGACUGGAGCAUGUCAUGUAUUGGUGUGUUUCUGUGGUUCUCUGAUGGAGGACUACAUAUUGGGUUUGCUGCAUGCCUGUCCAAGCCAUUGACAUUUUCCAUCAACUCAGAGGGAAUAGAGUGGGCGUGCUGGGUAGCAUUUGACCAACAGGUCAAACUUAAAGUGGUUAAACUUUUCUACUUACUGUCAAAUGCUGUGAAUGGAUGUGGACCACUGUUAUGCUGUUAUAUGGUUGUUAGUUCCUCUAUGAUCAUGUGAACCUGUUAAACUAAAGAACAUCUGGUGGUAAGAAUGUUGUUGUUCCCUUUUGUUGAAGAAAACCCUAUAGGCCUAUCAAUGAGUCUUUUUUUGUAAAAUUAUUAUUCAUGAAAUAGGACAUUCAAUGUAAUAAUACCGUUCCCUAAUUCCAUUAAAACUACUUUACUGAAAUGCCCACAUUAAACAAACGUAAUAACAUUUAUGGACUUCCAGUCUAAUUUAACAGGGCUGUGGACUGACUGGUAGAAAUAUAGAAACC
This is a messenger RNA of Coregonus sp. 'balchen', 10930 nucleotides long. The record is from the annotation of a GenBank genome assembly. NCBI's taxonomy places the organism in Eukaryota, Metazoa, Chordata, Actinopteri, Salmoniformes, Salmonidae.